CCCUCCAGGAAUCAGAUGACCCUGGAGACAGGGUCGGGUUUUUUGCUCUUCGCUUUUCUGCACAGGGGGAUUUUUUGCUCUUUCCUCGCUCAGCCCUCAGACUCCAGGAUCAACAUUGGAGGCUAUCAGGAAAAGCCAGCGGCCGGUUUAAUCUCAGCAGUCGGUUCCUGGUCCCUCCGGGAAGUGAGAUCAGCUGAGACGCUGGCGCUCUGGGAUGGCGAACCGGCCUCCCCGUCUUGGAAGGCUCCCGGGCUGCCGAGAACUUUGCCGCACUCCUGCCGGGAAUUGAGACCAAGCGAGCUUCAAGUUCUCCUCGAGAGUUCGCGGAAGUGCGAGGUGGGGGAGUCGCGGAGGAGGCGGCCAUCGUCAGCGCUCUGUGGGUCUCCCGUGCUGAACAAGGCCAAGUAUGGUCCAAUAUGGAUAAACCGCUUAGGGCCUCAGAUCCACGUGAACCUGGCCAGUGCCCCACUCCUGGAGCAAGUGAUGCGCCAAGAGGGCAAGUACCCAGUACGGAACGACAUGGAACUAUGGAAGGAGCACCGGGACCAGCAGGGCCUGACCUAUGGGCCCUUCACCAUGCAAGGACAUCAGUGGUACCGGCUCCGCCAGGCUCUGAACCAGCGGUUGCUGAAGCCAGCUGAGGCUGCGCUCUACACAGAUGCUCUGAAUGAGGUGAUUGAGGACUUCAUGACUCGACUGAACCAGCAGCGGGCAGAGAGCGCCUCGGGGGACCAUGUGCCCGACAUCGCUCACAAUUUCUACUUCUUUGCCUUGGAAGCUGUUUGCUACAUCCUGUUUGAGAAACGUAUCGGCUGCCUGGAGCGCUCCAUCCCGCAGGACACCGAGACCUUCGUCAGAUCUGUCGGGCUCAUGUUCCAGAACUCGCUGUACGCCACCUUCCUCCCCAAGUGGACUCGUUCCCUGCUGCCCUUCUGGAGGCGGUAUCUGGAUGGCUGGAACACCAUCUUCUCUUUUGGGAAGAAGCUGAUUGAUCAGAAAUUAGAGGAGAUAGAGGCCCAACUUCAGACAGGGGGCCCAGAGAAGGCCCACAUAUCUGGUUACCUGCACUUCCUGCUGACCAGUGGACAGCUCAGUCCUCGAGACGCUGAGGGCAGCCUGCCCGAGCUGCUCAUGGCUGGAGUAGACACGACGUCCAACACGCUGACGUGGGCCCUGUACCAUCUUUCAAAGAACCCAGAGAUCCAGGCAGCCCUGCAUGAAGAAGUGGUGGGCAUGGUGCCCGCCGGGCAGGUGCCCCAGUACAAGGACUUUGCCCACAUGCCCCUGCUCAAAGCUGUGCUUAAGGAGACGCUGCGUCUCUAUCCUGUGGUCCCCGUGAACUCCCGGGUCAUCAUGGACAAGGAAAUUGAAGUUGGUGGCUUCCUCUUCCCCAAGAACACCCAGUUUGUGUUCUGCCACUACGUGGUGUCCCGGGACCCUCGCAUCUUCCCUGAGCCGGACAGCUUCCAGCCCCAACGUUGGCUGAGGAAGAACCAGCCUGAUGCCCUCAGGGCCCAACACCCAUUUGGCUCUGUGCCCUUUGGUUACGGAGUUCGGGCUUGCCUGGGCCGCAGGGUUGCAGAGCUGGAGAUGCAGCUGCUGCUGACAAGGCUGAUCCAGCAGUACGAGGUGGCCCUGGCCCCUGAGACGGGGGAGGUGACAAGUGUGGCUCGAAUCGUGCUCGUUCCCAAUAAGAAGGUGGGCCUGCGUUUCCUGCAGAGACAGAGUUGAGCCUCCUUCCCACCCUCCCUGGCACAUGAAGAAGGAGAGGAAGGGGCUGCCAGGUGCCAGAGGUUGGAGAAACUCAGUGUAGUUCCUGUAGAACCCUGAGCUUUUGCCACUUUCAUCAUUUUGAGCGUCUCCCUCUCAGAUAAAAAGCCGCCUCCGUGGCAUGUGGCUAACCUUGGGGAAAAUAUAGAAUAAAGGGGCUUUUAUUCAUAA
Molecule: messenger RNA, 1941 nt
Organism: Lagenorhynchus albirostris (white-beaked dolphin)
Lineage: Eukaryota; Metazoa; Chordata; Mammalia; Artiodactyla; Delphinidae
Product: sterol 26-hydroxylase, mitochondrial
Exons: 9
Coding region: 16-1731 (571 amino acids)
Biological process (GO): cellular response to peptide hormone stimulus; C21-steroid hormone biosynthetic process; cortisol metabolic process
Cellular component (GO): mitochondrial inner membrane
Molecular function (GO): iron ion binding; heme binding; oxidoreductase activity, acting on paired donors, with incorporation or reduction of molecular oxygen
Source: RefSeq, a predicted model, not a curated record